Pelobates fuscus (common spadefoot toad) is the source of this 4728-nucleotide messenger RNA. RefSeq names its product period circadian regulator 3 (gene PER3). Gene Ontology annotation, molecular function: transcription corepressor binding; transcription cis-regulatory region binding. Gene Ontology annotation, cellular component: cytoplasm; nucleus. The coding region runs from base 427 to 4263 and encodes 1278 amino acids. The record is from RefSeq and is a predicted model, not a curated record. Lineage: Eukaryota; Metazoa; Chordata; Amphibia; Anura; Pelobatidae. The transcript is spliced from 22 exons. Gene Ontology annotation, biological process: entrainment of circadian clock by photoperiod; negative regulation of transcription by RNA polymerase II; circadian regulation of gene expression.
UUUCAAUAUGGGGAGUCAGACUGGCAGCGGACAGUGAGCGGGUACACACUGUGACUGUUCCUCUCACAGAGCGCGAGACACCGGGGACACAGCCAGCCAGCAGCAGCAGCAGCACCACCACCACCGGGACAGAGCGAGACCUGCCGGCCUGGUUGAAGUGCUUUACCUGUGUUUGCCACAGAUUGUGAUUGAAACUUUCAUGAGCAAGGCAUUGUAAAAAAGAGCAACAAAUGUGGAACAUUCUUGAAAAUAAUUUUAUAUUGCUCAGAGUUCCUUAUCAAAGAUUGAUGUACUCUCCAGAAGUGGAUGAACAAUCCUGAACUGUUUUGAUUGAAAAUACCUAAUUUGGUGUGGGUAAAUCAGUUACUUCCUCAGUAUUUGAGCAAUGGUAAGUAGUGUGUCUUGUGUAUAGUAUUCACAACAACUAUGACUGCUGAGCCUCAGAACGAGGUCUUGAUCCAAAAUGAGGAGUGGUCAGCAGCUACACAAUCUGAAGCUGAGGUUCCCCGAGAAAAGACUUUUAACUGUGAAAAUUUAGUAGAGCAAAACUGUGAGCACCACGAAGACAUGGAACUACAUUCCAGUGGGUCCAACGGGAACGACUCAAGUGGACAUGACUGCAAUGGGCAUGAUUCCAGUGGAACUGAUUCUCAUGUCAAUGAGCCAAGUAGAAGAUCAAAUUGUGCUUUUAGACGGCCCAGCAAAUCAACGGGAAGCAGCAACAACAGUGAACAAAUGGACAGAGUUCGCUCUCACAAGGAACUGAUGACCAUGGUUCAAGAAAUGAAACGGCGUCUCCCUUCAGAAAAGAUAAAUCGCAGCAAACCGAGCACAGUGGAUGCAUUAAACUACGCCUUGAAGUGCGUCAGACAGGUGCAAGCAAAUAGUGCAUUUUUCCAAGUCCUUGGUGACAAUGGAACAUCUCGAAUGGAUGCCACAGUUCAUACAAUUGAAGAUUUACAAACCAUUACAUCUGAGCAUCCACCAAAGAAUACGGAUACAUUUGUCAUUGUGUUUUCAAUGACCUCUGGGAAGAUGGUUUAUAUCUCAGAGCAGGCUGCAUACAUUCUAAAUUGCAAGAAGAAAUUGCUGGACUCUUCGAGAUUUGUGGAACUUUUAGCUCCUCAGGACGUAAGCGUCUUUUACAAGCACACAACUCAAUCUCACCUUCUACCCUGGAAUAUAGGUACCGAGACAGCAUCUUUGUAUGAGUACACUCAAGUGAAAUCCUUUUUCUGCAGACUAAGAGGUGGGAAGGAUCGGGACCAUGAGCUUCGCUACAAUCCAUAUAGGAUGACUCCCUAUUCUGUCAAAGUGCAAAAUCCUUCUAGCACUGAGCCAGAGCCAUGUUGUCUUGCUUUAGUGGAAAAGAUUCAUUCAGGAUAUGAAGCUCCUAGAAUCCCUAUGGACAAAAGAAUAUUUACUACAACUCACACACCAGGCUGCGUCUUUCUGGAGGUAGAUGAUCGGGCUGUCCCUUUACUAGGUUACUUACCGCAGGAUUUGGUUGGAACCUCUGUUUUGAUGUAUUUGCAUCCCGAGGAUCGUCCUUUAAUGCUAGCAAUGCAUAGGAAAAUUCUAAAAUAUGCAGGUCAGCCCCCGUUUGAGCAUUCACCAAUCAGAUUCUGCACGCAGAAUGGAGACUAUAUUACACUGGAUACCAGCUGGUCCAGUUUUGUCAAUCCAUGGAGCAGGAAAGUAGCUUUCAUUAUUGGGCGCCACAAAGUCAGAACGGGUCCACUCAAUGAAGAUGUUUUUGCUGCUAGAAGCCGAGAAAUAAUCAAUGUUGACAAAGAGAUUAAAGAACUUCAAGGGCAGAUAUACAAGGUUCUUUUGCAGCCUGUUCACAACAAUGGGUCCAGUGGAUAUGGCAGUUUGGGAAGCAAUGGAUCUUAUGAACAUUAUAUAAGCAUAGCUUCUUCCAGUGAUUCCAAUGGAAACUGUGUGGAUGAGACUCACAAAGAACCGGUGACAUUAAAGCAAGUCUGUACAGACAUAAAUCGUAUCAAGAAUUUAGGGCAACAGGUGUACAUUGACAAGAGAAGCAAACCUUUAUCCAAGAAAAGGGAGAUCUUUGAAAAGCAUGUACCCAACGUGAAGUCAAACCCAAAUAUAUUCUUGAGACCACAACAUGAAAAUGCCACUGUUGAAGGACAAGCAGCCACUUCUUGUGAUGCAUCCAGAAAGGGACAACAUAUUCCCUCCUACCAGCAAAUCAACUGUGUGGAUAGUAUUAUUAGGUACCUGGAGAGUUAUAAUAUUCCAGCAUUAAAAAGAAAAUGUGAAUCCUCAACAAACACUACAUCUUCAUCUUCAGAAGAAGACAAACAAGGCUGUCAGGGACAAGAGGACCUGGAGGGUUUGGAAGAUGUUCCUGUGUUAACUGCACCCAUCGCCACAAGCCAGUUAUCUGCUGAAUCCAUGGUAACAACAGAUGCUCAGACAACAGCCGCCGUGGUGGGAGCUCCGUUGACAGAUUUGACUCUUUCCAUCAAGGCCAUGAGUGUGGUUUCUGUCACCAGCCAGUGUAGCUACAGCAGUACAAUUGUGCAUGUUCCACAGCCAGAGUCAGAGGUUACAGCUAUAGAAGAUGCUACAGUUGGUAGCGAGCAGAUUGAAAUGAGAUCUUCUCAAGCAGCCGGAUCCACUGUAGCUCCUGAGGAAUUUAAGCAAGUUGGUUUAACGAAGGAAGUACUAUCUGCCCAUACUCAGAAAGAGGAGCAGAAUUAUGUUGACCAAUUUCGGCAAAGGAUUCUCCAGUCUCCAUACAGCAGCUACCUCCAGCAGGACAGCAGAAGUAAAGUCUGCUCUCAUGAACAAGGGGAACAUUCUUCGCAGCAAACAACACCAGCUGCUUGGAAGAAAGGAAAGAAACAUGGAAAACAUAAAAGGCAGAAACCCAUGGAAUCAUCAGAUAGCAAUGGUUCUCGUCCAAAUUUACCUCCAAGGCCAAGGAGACCAGGACCUCAACCACAGUCUUGGCCACCAUCUGAUGUAUCCCAUUCUAGCCCUUCAAACCUCGCCUUUCCCCCUCCAGUGAUGAUACCUAUUCAGCCAGCAUAUCCGAUGCCUGGGUUUCCGCUCCCACCCAUUGGUACAAUGACUGGAAACUGUCCUGCCUCAUCCACAGCCACUGAGUGUCCACCUCAAUCCAAUAUAUCCUACAACAUGCAACCCGCCAUGCAACAAUUUCCAGCAUUUCCAUCCCCGUACAUGGGCACACUCAUGGCAGUCAUUCUCCCAAACUACAACAUGUUUCCACAAAUAAACCCACCAAUGCCUCCACCUUUCUUUCAAUCUCAGUACCCUGCUUCAAAUUCAUACCCGUAUACUGGAAUGCCUGGUCCAGCCCAAGGUAUGCCAUCUCAUAUUCCAACAGACUUUGUGGACCCAACUUCCCGAGCUUCAUCUCCUAUGUCAGCAGAGGGACAAGAUGAAAUACAGAAUGAGGAUCCCAGGCUCUUCAGUAACUCAAGGAGUAGCUCUCCUCUGCAAUUAGUAUUACUUCAGGAAGAGUUGCCAAAACCUGUGGAACCUCCAGAGGGCACCACGGUUGAAAGCAAAGCUGAUAUCAAAUGUGUGGAUGGAGCUGAGGAUAGCGGGAACAAUGACAGCCACUCAGCUUCCAGUGAACUGUUUGAUCUCUUACUUCAAGAGGAUUCACAGUCUGGCACUGGAUCUGCAGCCUCUGGAAGUGGGUCAGCUAAUUCAAGCUGUUUAGGGUCUGGAUCAAAUGGUUCUACCUCAAAUGGAACUUCUGGAAGUGGCAUAGGGAGUAGUAACAGCAGCAAGUAUUUUGCUAGCAAGUCCUCUGAUACCUCCAAAAAGGGUCAUAAGCGUCCAGAGGUGUUGGAAACGGAUAAUUUCCCCAAGGCCGCUGGAGACUCUAUCUGGACUAUAAUAGAGCGUACACCUACUCCUCUAAUGAUGACCUAUCAGGUACCUGAGAGGGAUAAAGAAACUUUGUUAAAAGAAGACUUGGAAAAACUUGCUGCAAUGCGGAACAAGCAGCCAUGGUUCACUGAAGAGCAGAAAGAGGAGCUUGCAGAAGUGCAUUCAUGGAUAAGGAACCGGACAAUCCCUCAAGAAAUAGACACACAAGGUUGUGUCACGUGUGUGAGCAUUGCAGCAGCAGCAGACAUAAAAACAGAGAAAAAUGAAAGCCACCCAGAUGCUGGCACCAAAGUAAACAACCAAGGACAGCAACAGUGCCUGAGUAACAGUACUUCUAAUUUGGGAGAUGCCACAAACUCUGACACAUGACUUCCUUUGUAAAUACUUUUUCUAUAAUAUUUAAGCUCAUUUUCAGCACAAAGACAGCCGAAGAGUUGCCAUCUUUCUAUUAGCUGUGGGGGGAGGGAUCUGUCAAAGAUUCUAGUGCCGAUUGUUUAAAAAAGAAAGACUGUGCCAAGACACCCUGCCCAACUGCAUCGAGGGCAAAUGGGUUUCUGAUUACGCAGCUGUUACAUUUCCCACUGGACCUCUUCAAUGUUCUUUGGAAAAUGAAUACUAAGUUCUAUGAACGUCAAAUAUUUUAAAACAUUUUCAACAAACAGAGUUGCUUUCUUCAUGCACCUUACUGUUUAACAUGCUUCAUUUGUAAAUACCACAAACUUGAAACAAGUAAUAGGGGAAAGCAUUGUUUUAAAUGAUAUUUUUUUUCUUUUUGUAAAAUAUGCCUGGUUGAUGAAACCAUAUUGUGUAGAAAUAAACACGUGUAUACCUUUA